Messenger RNA from Pelobates fuscus (common spadefoot toad), 2482 nucleotides. RefSeq names its product grainyhead like transcription factor 1 (gene GRHL1). The record is from RefSeq and is a predicted model, not a curated record. Gene Ontology annotation, cellular component: nucleus. NCBI's taxonomy places the organism in Eukaryota, Metazoa, Chordata, Amphibia, Anura, Pelobatidae. The transcript is spliced from 16 exons. Gene Ontology annotation, biological process: regulation of transcription by RNA polymerase II. The coding region runs from base 99 to 1982 and encodes 627 amino acids. Gene Ontology annotation, molecular function: DNA-binding transcription activator activity, RNA polymerase II-specific; RNA polymerase II cis-regulatory region sequence-specific DNA binding.
CUAAACCCGUUUGUUCGCCCGGGCUCCCCAAUACACAGGAGGACAGAUCGGAUUUACUGUCCCAACUAGAAAGUCCAGUUCCACCGACACAGGGCGAGAUGACACAAGACUACGACAACAAAAGGCCUGUAUUAGUACUCCAGAAUGAGGCAAUGUAUCAACAGAGGCGAUCCUACACUACUGAAGACGAGGCCUGGAAGUCUUUUCUAGAAAACCCGCUGACUGCGGCCACCAAAGCCAUGAUGAGCAUCAAUGGAGAUGAGGACAGUGCAGCAGCCCUGAGUCUUCUCUACGACUACUAUAAGGUUCCUAGAGAUCGGAGACCGUCAUCUGCAAAAACAGACCAUGAUCACACAGAAGUAGAACACCAUAAAAGGAGUGUGCUGUCGCAAUUGCCUGAACAACACUUAAUUUCUGCUGGAGAAAACAGAGUUCAAGUUCUGAAAACAGGAGUGCCUUUCAAUCUUCUGGUUCCUUUGAAUAGCCAACAUGACAAGCGAGUCCACCUGAGCUCCCCAGACACCACUGGCACGGUCUCCAUAACUUCCAUGCCAACCCAUGCUAUCAAAACUGAAUCACAGAGCCAUGGUUUUACAGUGGGCAUCCCACCAAAUGUCUAUCACUCUGAGCCAACAGAACGCAUUAUUACCUAUGACCGCAACGUUACCCCCGAUCACUAUAGCUCCAGCAGCCAGCCACCAAGUUCUCAAAGGAGAACACCGGAUUCUACAUUCUCUGAGUCUUUUAAAGAAGACGUGCAAGAGGUGUUCUUUCCAUCUGACCUCAACAUCCGAAUGAACGGUAUAAACUCUGAAGACUAUGUUUUCGAUUCUGUUGCCGGGAAUAAUUUUGAAUAUACACUUGAAGCCUCAAAAAGCCUCCGACCAAAGCCUGGAGACAGCACAAUGACCUAUCUGAACAAAGGCCAGUUUUAUCCCAUUACACUAAAAGAAAUCAGUGGGAACAAAGGAGUUCACCAACCAAUCAGCAAAGUCCGGAGUGUGAUUAUGGUUGUGUUUGCUGAUGAUAAAAGUCGAGAAGACCAGCUUCGUCACUGGAAAUACUGGCACUCCCGACAGCACACAGCUAAACAGAGGUGCAUCGAUAUCGCUGACUACAAAGAGAGUUUUAACACCAUCAGUAAUAUUGAAGAGAUCGCAUAUAACGCCAUUUCUUUCACAUGGGACCUGAAUGAUGAAGGAAAGGUCUUCAUAUCUGUCAACUGCCUGAGCACAGACUUCUCCUCUCAGAAAGGUGUGAAAGGUCUUCCACUGAACCUGCAGAUAGACACAUACAGCUACAACAACAGGAGUAACAAGCCCGUCCAUCGCGCAUUCUGUCAGAUCAAAGUCUUCUGCGAUAAGGGGGCUGAACGUAAAAUAAGGGAUGAGGAACGUAAGCAGAGCAAACGAAAAGGCAAGUUUUCUGUGCCCAUCUCCCACAUCACUACUUUUCCAGAUGUUAAAGGGGGUCUGCUGCCAUCACACAAGAGAACCGAUAUCACGGUGUUCAAGCCCAUGUCGGAUACGGACACUCAGCCAGUGCUAUUUAUCCCCGACGUGCACUUUGCAAAUCUCCAGCGCACCACACAUGUGCUUCCUAUUACAGAGGAAAUGGAAGGAGAAAGUUCUGGAAUGAAGAGGAUGUCGUUCUCUCCUGAUGACGACUUUCCUGCACCUCCUGUAAAAAUACCAAGACCGGAAGAACCAAAGAGAGUUUUGCUCUAUGUGAGGAGGGAAACUGAAGAAGUAUUUGACGCACUCAUGCUCAAAGCACCAACCCUGAAAGGUCUAAUGGAAGCAAUAUCUGAGAAAUAUGAAGUUCCUCUUGAAAAAAUUGGAAAGAUCUUUAAGAAAUGUAAAAAAGGAAUCCUUGUUAACAUGGAUGACAACAUAAUCAAACAUUACUCCAAUGAAGACACAUUCCAGCUCCAGAUUGAGGAGACAGGAGGUUCCUACAAGCUCACGCUCACAGAAAUUUAAAAAUACAGCGAUUUGCCAAAAAGAACUUCACAGGAAGACUUCACAUUUCCAGCUUGUUCUGCAAGUUUAUAGGUCAACAAUCUUAGGUGGAACCAGAUCUUGGAUACUUUUUCUGGAGUCAAGCUUUCCUGCUGGGAGGAAUGUUAGGCACAUGACAGCAUUAGAGUUGUGGGUAUACUGCAUAUUCUCAUUCUGGUGGACAUUCCUUGCAGAAGAUAAAAUGGAAUCCUUGUUCCGCUAUACCAUCUCUGAAAUGCAUUGCAGGCCCCCGCGGCAGAACUGAAAAUCCAAUUCAGUGACGGAAAAAUAUAAUUAUCAGCGUACUGUGUUUUCCAAAAUGUUUUACUGGACACCUGUGCCAUAAAGAUCCACCUUCCUUGUCUAGGAAACUUGGGAGGGGGGGCUGCAAUGUCUCAAAAGGGGAUAUCCCUAAAUGAUAAACGGACACUUAAAAACUGAUUAACGUGAAGAUCUUCACCGACAUUUUAAAAAAAAAUAAA